AUGGAUGCCUUGAAACUGUUAUCCCGGUCUACAGGCCUGAAAACAAAGAUUUCAAAACCAUCGCCCCAAAAUGUCCCGUCCGCUUCAGGACAUAUACCCAGCGAGAAUGGAUCAGACUCUACAGUGGGCCGCAAGCGCAAGCGAGACAGCAAAGACUCAGACGACGGCGACUCUUCCGUGACCUUGUCGCAUCUGCUCACGGAAGAAGAGGUACGACAGUUCCAGAAGAAGCACAAAAUCAAGAUCGUCGACUUGAAGCUUUUCCGGGCAGCGAGCAAGUCUACAGAUUCCCGAAAAUCUCAGAAGGAACAGUCGCGCAUUUUCCCACAACCACUUACUUCCUUUGGCCAACUUGGCCAGCAGUACAACAUCAAUUCAGCUCUGGCAGGCAACAUUGCACAGCAGGCAUAUUUUGAGCCUACCGAGGUCCAGGCUGCCACAUUGCCGUUACUGCUGAAGCCUUUGCUCGAGGAAGGCCAACAGGAACCGGAUCUGUUGACCAUUGCACCGACAGGCAGUGGAAAAACACUUGCAUUUCUGAUUCCUUUGAUCGAGAAAACCUCCCGAGCCCAUCGGCAACGACGGGACCAAGCAGAGAAACAUGUCAGCUCGAUCAUUCUCGCGCCUACAAAGGAACUGGUUUCGCAAAUAGUCAAUGAGGGCCGGAAGCUAUGUUCCAAGACUGGAGUGAGUAUCACGGCCAUGCGCAAGGGGAUGGAGCUGUGGGAAGGACACGCUGUGGAAGCCGAGAGUCAAUCUGAUGUUGAUGAAGAUGUCGAGCAUAACAGCGACCUCGAGAAGGACCACAAUCCCAGCCGUCUAGUCAAAGCCGAUAUUCUCGUCUCUACCCCUCUGAGCUUGGUCCAUGCCCUAUGUCCAGCAUGGGAAGAAGACCAAACCAAGCCGCCGAAUCCUUUACCGCACAUUGAAACCCUUAUUUUGGACGAAGCCGAUGUUCUUCUUGAUCCCCUCUUCCGCGCUCAGACCCUGGCUGUCUGGGCAGCAUGCACAUCUCCCUCAUUACAGAUCAGUUUGUGGUCCGCAACCAUCGGAUCGAGCAUCGAAGAGCUUGCAAUCUCAACCAUAUACCAGCGGCAGAAACGGCUCAAAAUCCCCCGCAGUCAGCGUCCACAGCUGCUGCGGACCAUCAUCGGCCUGAAAGAUACGAGCUUGCCAUCGAUCUCUCAUCGCUUGACAUACACUGCCACCGAGUCUGGCAAGUUACUGGGUAUGAGACAAUUGCUGCACCCGACACGGGCGACAUCCUCAUCCAAAGGCGAUGCAGACGCAGCACCCCCUCCUCGGACCCCCUUCCUCGUCUUUACCCAGACGAUAGCUCGAGCACAGUCACUGUACGAUGAACUUCAAUACGACAUACCGGCCCCUGCGGGUGGUUCUUCGCGCAUAGCCGUCCUCCAUUCAUCCUUACCCGACCACGUCCGGUCCUCUAUCAUGCAGAAGUUUCGGGAAGGUAAAAUAUGGGUAUUGAUUACUACUGACUUGCUCUCUCGAGGGGUGGAUUUCCGAGGGGUGAACGUGGUUGUAAACUACGACAUUCCCACCACAGUGGCCGGUUAUGUCCAUCGUGCUGGAAGAACUGGCAGAGCUGGAAGACGAGGAGGUGUCUGUGUCAGCUUCUACACCAAGGAGGAUAUUCAGUACGUCAAAGGGAUUGCCAAUGUCAUUGCAGCCAGCGAAAAGGCGCAGGCCAGCUCCGCAAAUCGCCAUGAAAAUGGCGACAGUGCUGCAGCAUCCUUACCCGCAGGAGGUAUUCAACCUUGGCUGUUACAUGCACUCCCGGACGUGUCCAAGACCGCCAAAAAGGACCUGAAACUCCAUGGCGUGCAAUCUCGACGAGCCAUCCAUGCGGACGACGACGAGAAAACCCGACGAAUGAAGCGAAAGGCUCGAAUCGGAACGCAAAGCGGGUACGAGAAACGGGAAGUCAAUAGGAAGCGUGCCGCCGUCCAAGCCAGUCUCUCAAGAAGAACCGCUCCCCAGGAGAGAGACACGGGAGCAGAAUGGGGAGGAUUUGAUUGA
Molecule: messenger RNA, 2040 nt
Organism: Capronia coronata CBS 617.96
Lineage: Eukaryota; Fungi; Ascomycota; Eurotiomycetes; Chaetothyriales; Herpotrichiellaceae
Exons: 1
Coding region: 1-2040 (679 amino acids)
Biological process (GO): maturation of SSU-rRNA
Cellular component (GO): 90S preribosome
Molecular function (GO): ATP binding; nucleic acid binding
Source: RefSeq, a predicted model, not a curated record